Molecule: messenger RNA, 2535 nt
Organism: Acanthochromis polyacanthus (spiny chromis)
Lineage: Eukaryota; Metazoa; Chordata; Actinopteri; Pomacentridae
Gene: dbf4
Product: DBF4 zinc finger
Exons: 13
Coding region: 589-2430 (613 amino acids)
Biological process (GO): positive regulation of nuclear cell cycle DNA replication; regulation of cell cycle phase transition
Cellular component (GO): Dbf4-dependent protein kinase complex; nucleus
Molecular function (GO): zinc ion binding; protein serine/threonine kinase activator activity; nucleic acid binding
Source: RefSeq, a predicted model, not a curated record
AUAUAUUUUAUUUAAUAUCACUUAAUGUAAUUUUACAAUAAUGUCGAAACACCACAUGCAAACAUAAAGGCGUGUACCUACUUCUCAUAGUUGCCAGAUUUGAAACGUUUUCCGUUACUAUAGAAACACUUUAAUUUUUCGAAAAAAUAGUGGAUAUUACUUCAAUAAAGUUAACUAAAAUAACACGUGUUGUUAAAGACUAAAAAAUUUAACUAAUUUAAUUUAAAAUCUAACAGCUACUUGUGUUUGCAGGACUUUUAUAGUGCUUGUGAUUAUGUGGGCGGAUUGUCAAACCUGGCAGCACAGACUUCCUCAUCCACUGGUUUAAAAGCGGGAAACUGACGUUUUCAGACAAACAGGGAUGAAAAAGUUUACUACAGCUUGAUAAAUAUUUGUUAAGCCGCUUCUCUGUGGAUUAUUUCUGUUAGUAAACAUGCUAACGCGGCUCCUAUCGACGUUAUUUGGUUAAAAAUGUAAGAAAGGCGACCAACCGGCGAAGCUGUGAGUCCGUUGGCAGGACAAGGCUCUAAACAGGGCCAGAGGAGGACUUUGGGUUAUGUUAACUGAAGUCAAAAUAUUUAUUUCUCCAUGAAAGAGAAUAAAAUGAAGCCGAAACGCACCCAGAAGCCAACAGCACCCAAGUGGGAAGGUAAAGGUGGAAACACUGGUGAUAAGACGACUCUGAGCCAUGCCAAGCAAACAUCACUCGUGUCUUCUGCUGCAAAAGUCCGACCCUUUGCUGGGAAGGUGUUUUACCUGGACCUGCCAUCAAACAGAAUAGCAGAGCGGCUGGAGGCUGACAUCAAAGACCUGGGAGGGACUGUUGAGAAGUUCUUCAGUAAGGAAAUUAGGUAUCUGGUAUCGAACAAGCGGGAGGCUCGGUACGUUCACUGCCUCACACAUGACUCUCCUGUCCCGAGUCCGGACUCUGGGCAGAGUUCACCUCAUCCUCCAUCCAACCCACAGCGACCCGGCAGCCACGGAGACGGCAAAAGCAGAUCUCAGGGUCAAACGGAAGCAUUUGUCACAAGCCGAGGGAAGUCUUUGGUGGAGAGAGUGGUGAAGGGGCAGGAGAGGGUACAAAUGAACAAGAUGCUGUCAAAUGCUCUGGACUGGGGAGUGAAAGUCCUCUACAUAAACGAUGUAUUGACUUAUGUUCAGAAGAAAAAACGGAUCAUCAGCCGCCAGAUUCCUGCAGCGGCUGCAGUCAAAAGAACUGCCAAAGCUGAAUCAGCAUCAAAGCGAGCCUUUCAGAAAAUCAAAGGGGGGCGGAUCUGUAAACCCUUUAUCAAGGUUGAAGACUCAAGCAGACACUACCGUCCAAUCCACCUCACGAUGCCAAACAUGCCAGAGUUUAACCUGAGGACUGUCGCUCCCUGUAGUCCGUUCUGUGCCAACGAAAAAGAUCCUCCUGGAAACAAACGGCGAGGACAAAGAGGUGUGAAGGCCUCAGGCAGCGAGGAAAAAGCUCACGGCCGAAAGAAGAACCGAGACAAGAAGCGAGGAGGCUACUGCGAGUGUUGUAUGAUCAAAUACGACAGCCUCACAAUGCAUCUGCACAGCGAACGUCACAAGGCUUUCUCCAGGAGUGAUAAAUACUCGGUGGUGGACAGACUGAUCUCAUCUCUGCCCUGCGACUUCAUCCACUUCCAAACCAAAGUCAAAAGACCAAAGUGCAGCGUUUCCUCUGCUAUCAUCAUUCCUGGACCAUGUGGGAGACCCGACUUCAGACAAGAAGGAGAUGUUGAGACUGUGGAUGGAGAUGAGGGGUCAUAUUCAGAACACAAUUUAAAAGUGAGAUCAACAGCCGAUUCUUCAGCUCUGAUUCACGGAGAUGGCAUUCGGAGGAAGUGUAGCACUUACUCAAACAGAUCCAAACACAAAUCUCUUGCACGAAAGCGGCCGUGUAGACAGAAUUCUUUGACUUCUUACACAGAAAAGGCUGAACUGACUCAAAUUUCUGAGGUACAGUCGGAAACAAGCCACUAUUUUCCAUCCAGAGUCCCGCAGACUGAGCAGGUGAAUCACAUAUCUCACAGAAACACAAGCAGCUCAACCUCUCCUCUUCAUAAUAUGGACAUCCACAGUGAAAGAAACCUCAGUGGUAAGAGAAAUGUUCCAGAGGAUCCUGAUACGAACAGGGAUUCGUUGACGUUAGAGGCCGUUCAGGACAGAAAUGCUUUCCAGGAGAGGGUGGACGAAAAGAAUCUCCCCGAAAAGGAAGAAGAUGAAAGCUUUCCUACACAGAGCUUCUCUCCGGUCCGAAAAAUCCAGAGGAGGGUCAGAGUUUAUAAGCGCAAAAGACGGAAACUGGACGCAAACGUUGAACAUGAAAACCUGAGAGACGUUUCAGACUCUUUACUGAAUCUGUGGAAGCUUUUCCAGUCCAGUGACGACAUGGAUGUGGAGUUUCAUGGAUUUCCAGACUAAGAAAUAUCAAAUAAAUAAAAGGGAUGAACGAGACUUUUUGUGACAUAGACUAAACAGGCUGUUAGAUUUCUCGUCAUGCAAAUUAAAAGAAGAUGAAAAGAUCUA